Molecule: messenger RNA, 1410 nt
Organism: Solanum verrucosum
Lineage: Eukaryota; Viridiplantae; Streptophyta; Magnoliopsida; Solanales; Solanaceae
Product: protein SUPPRESSOR OF FRI 4-like
Exons: 7
Coding region: 127-1221 (364 amino acids)
Cellular component (GO): nucleus
Molecular function (GO): DNA binding
Source: RefSeq, a predicted model, not a curated record
UGUCAACUCUAGCACCGUUAACCAAAAAAAAAAAAAACCCGGAAGAAAACCCCAAUCUGACGAGCUGUUUUCAGAACCCUAACCCUAACAUUCAAUUCUCGUUUGGAAUUGGUUUGUGAUUAGGGAAUGGGAAAGAAGAAGAAGAGAGCGUCAGAUAAGGUUUGGUGCUAUUACUGUGAUAGGGAAUUUGAUGAUGAGAAGAUAUUGGUUCAGCACCAGAAAGCCAAACACUUCAAGUGCAAUUUUUGCCAUAGAAAGCUCUCCACUGCUAGCGGCAUGGCCAUUCACGUCCUUCAGGUUCACAAAGAGACUGUCAACAAGGUACCAAAUGCCAAAGCAGGCAGAGAAUCAACAGAUAUUGAAAUAUAUGGAAUGGAAGGAAUCCCACCGGAUGUGUUAGCUGCUCACUAUGGAGAGGAAGAGGAUGAGGCCCUGGCAAAGACUGCCAAAUUAGACAUCCUAUCAUCCCAGUAUGUUGGUGGUGUGCUUCCAGGAUCAUUAGCUGCCGGUUAUCCUCCCCAGGCAACUUUCGGCACAGUACCACCACUCUACAAUCCUGCUGUUCCAAUGCGUCCUGCCGGUUGGCCAGUUCCUCCUCGCCUCCAUCCUUGGUAUCCACAGUAUCCUGCUGUCAUGUUUCCACCUCCUGCACCUAUGGGUUUGCCGCAACAACCACUGUUUCCUGUGCAGAAUGUGAGGCCUCCAGUGCAAGCAACUGCACCGCCUAUACUUCAACCAUCACUACCUGUUGCUCCUCCAGGACUGCCAGUAUCUACCCCACCUGUUCCUGUGUCUCAACCAUUGUUUCCUGUGGUUCCUAACAACAAUUUUGUUCAAAGUUUGCCAAUGCUGACAGCAAAUGUGCCAUUAAGCUCACCUGCUGAAGUGAACAACUCAAUUGCCCCUAAAAUAGGAAACUGUUCUCCUUCAACCAUUGGCUAUCAGGUUCCAGCCCCAACAUUAGUAAAUUUACAUUCUUAUGCCUCUGGCCCUAAUACUGGUGGACCCUCAAUUGGACCACCUCCUGUAAUUACAAACAAAGCUCCAGCGUCAAAUGAGGUCUACUUGGUUUGGGAUGAUGACGCUAUGUCCAUGGAGGAAAGACGAAUGUCCUUGCCAAAGUACCAGGUGCAUGAUGAGACUAGCCAGAUGACCUCAAUAGAUGCAGCAAUAGACAGAAGAAUCUCAGAAAGCAGGCUUGCUGGGAGUAUGGCUUUCUAGACAUUAGCAACAUCUAGUGCUAUAGUUUUCCUUUGAUGCAGGGUGCUCGCAACUCCAGGAAUACUACUCUUUGCAUAUCAGUUUUGGAUGUAAAAUCCUUUUAAGAGCCGUUUAUUUUUACCCUGUAUUGGAGAAAGGAAGAUAGAAGGGGAACAUAUAUUUUUCUUUAGGGUGUGUUGGGUACAGAUC